CUUUAUCGUCGCGACGUCUCUCGGCUGCUGGCUAGUGGCUGCGUGCUGCCAUCAUGCCUGCUUCUCGAGACCAUCACGCGCAACGCCCGGAUCACCCAAUGCACCACUCGCCAUACUUAUAUUACAUGCCUCCCUCGUCCCCGCUCUAUCCUCCGACGCCGCCUCCCGGUCUGGUCCCCAUCCCUUUCGCUCUUUCUGUGCAUUGACUUUCCGGAUCCCUUGAAUUCGUACGAAGAUGUCGGCGACCGCUGCCGAGAUAGCUGCGCUAGGGCCCAUUGUGAGAUCGACCAUGGGUGCCAUUAUAAUCGGCAUGUUCUUCAGCUCUACUUUCUUCGGGAUCACACUAUUGCAAACGUAUCAGUACUAUGAUCGCUACUGGUCCGAUGCCUGGUGGCUUAAACUCUUCGUUGCUGUCAUAACCAUUCUAGACGCCCUUCAGCUUGUCACUGUUGUCCAUGCAAAUUGGUGGUAUCUCAUCGGCAACUACGCCAACCCGAUGGCGCUCCAAUACAUCCCUUGGAGUCUUGGUUUGGAGACAGGAUUGACUUCCUCAAUUGGUUUCCUUGUACAAACAUUCUUCGCCAUGCGUGUAUACAUACUUAGUCGAGGUAACGGUUGGAUGACUGGACUUAUUAUGCUAUGUGCCUUGUCUCAGUUUGUGAUUGGAGUGUACUAUACCGCAGCAGGGCAGCACACGCAGCUCGCCGCGACAAUCGAGACGAUCAUUUGGGCAUCGACUGCCGCGCUCGCGUGCAGCAUCGCGGGGGACGUGCUCAUCACGCUCUCCAUGUGCUAUUACUUGUAUCUCGGCCGUUCGGGCAUCGCUAGCUCGGACAGGAUGAUCCAUGUGCUCAUCAAGUAUACGGUGAACACGGGUUUGUUGACGACCCUGUCGGCAAUCUGUACUAUCAUCCUGUCAGAAACGCUCCCGAGCACUUACUGGGACACGAUGUUCUACUUCGUCGUCAGCAAAUGCUACGUCAACUCCACGCUCGCAACGCUCAACGCGCGCGAGAAGCUGCGCCAGCGCGUAAUCACAAACGUCGCGACGGGCGGGACGACGACGGGGAGCAGCGCGUUCCGAGCGUCGCUGUCGUUCGCGCCUGGGCGCCCGGCGCACAGCGCGUUCAGCAACUACACCGAGGACUCGACCGCGUCGAUGUUCAGUGGUACGGUUGUCGGCUCGGGUCGCUUCGUCGCUUCGGACGAGGAGGACAAGGAGGCAAGGAAGGACGCGGCGGGUGGGUAUCUGGUGUGAAGGGCGGUGGACGACUAUUUCCUGAGAGGUCGAUUCCUGCGAUCAGCGAGUCUGGUUGGGGCUGCGCCUCAUCGUAUAGUGUGGUACCGCGCAUGUCUGUCUGUUGUGACAUCAGCCCCAUAUGCGCCCUGCCACCCUACAUCUUUGCCUACUCGGCUUAUGUCGCCCUGCUGUAAGUGUACAUGUGUAUAACAUAAGAUUCGUGUUGCUGGUCGUUGGAGACUGCAUCUAUCGAGCUCAAGGGUUCGGACAUAGCAGUAACGUGCAAACCUUGCAUACCGUGCAUUUGUCGACUCAAUCC
Rhodofomes roseus is the source of this 1559-nucleotide messenger RNA. RefSeq lists its product as uncharacterized. The record is from RefSeq and is a predicted model, not a curated record. The coding region runs from base 236 to 1258 and encodes 340 amino acids. NCBI's taxonomy places the organism in Eukaryota, Fungi, Basidiomycota, Agaricomycetes, Polyporales, Fomitopsidaceae. The transcript has 18 exons.